Molecule: messenger RNA, 150 nt
Organism: Postia placenta MAD-698-R-SB12
Lineage: Eukaryota; Fungi; Basidiomycota; Agaricomycetes; Polyporales; Adustoporiaceae
Exons: 2
Biological process (GO): regulation of transcription by RNA polymerase II
Molecular function (GO): RNA polymerase II cis-regulatory region sequence-specific DNA binding; DNA-binding transcription factor activity
Source: RefSeq, a predicted model, not a curated record
GAAGAGCGGAGGCAUGAAUGUCCCGAUUGUCAUAAGCGCUUCUACAGACCUAGUCACCUGGCCACCCACAUGAACUCUCAUACUGCAUUCGAAUGUCCCAAGUGUGGAAGAUCUUUCAAUGUGAAUUCAAACAUGCUUCGCCACUUGCGU